Episyrphus balteatus (marmalade hoverfly) is the source of this 1974-nucleotide messenger RNA. RefSeq lists its product as uncharacterized. The record is from RefSeq and is a predicted model, not a curated record. Bases 1 to 1974 code for a protein of 657 amino acids. The transcript has 2 exons. Lineage: Eukaryota; Metazoa; Arthropoda; Insecta; Diptera; Syrphidae.
AUGCCUGUGGGACAAUACACAACACGCCCAUAUAGCUCAUUUCGAGCUGGCAAAAUCAAUUCUUCAUCAAUUACAACGACAGCAUCAUCUAACACAACAACAACAAAACCACAAUACAAUUAUUUAUCACCGACAGCAUCUUCAUCGUCAUCAUCUCAAUCAGUUUCAUCCUCAUCGUUCACCAAUCAAAGACUACAACCAUUUCGUAGUAGUUUGUAUGGCACCAAGUCAACAACAGCUAGUUUAGCAGCUAGAGACGACUAUCGCAACAGGGUGACAGGAUCAUCAAAUGUACCAACUGCCAUAAAACCCCUUACCCCAAAGACUUGCAGACGCAUUGAAUCUUAUGCUGAUGCUGUUAAUGGUGGUAACAAAACAAAAAACCUAACACCAACAAAAACAGCAUUGUCUGCCAAUAACAACAACACAAAUAGCACGAGCAACAAACAAUUCCUACGGAGUCGAUCCAACAACAACAACAUAGCAAGAUCACAAAACAACAACAACAACAACAACUUUGAUCGUGGCAACCAAAGUAACAUCAGCUUCCGUAGCCGGAAUAACCUACAACCCCAUCAGCACCACGCCAAGUCACCUGCGGUAAGCAGUAGUGGUGCUUCGGACGAGUCAAUUGUCCCGAAAUACGGUGCUGCCAUGUAUAACAACAACAACAAUAAUGGUGGGCGUCCCACUUCGACGCUCCUCAAUUGUGGCUCACAAAAACGAGCCUACAAUACAGUCAAAGUGCCAAAAGAAAAUGUUCCUAUCAACUCGAAUAGUAGUCGUUCCUCCAAUCAUGGUGGUUACUUCAACAGGUUCUCGACGUCGACAACGAUGGCAACAACAACAGCAGCAACAGCAAAAGUUGCUCCACCAGUGACCAAAGACAUUACCAAACCAGCAAGAGCAGGAAACAACAAGACAACUGGCCCUCUUUCCGCGCCACUGCAACACAAAAAGAAAUACAAAGAGGACAACAAACUCUCCAGCUCGUCAUCGCCACAGCUCAAUAGCAACCAAAACCGGCGACAAUACCCGCCGAUGAUGGUAGUGGGUGGUAAUGAUGGAGUUGGCAGCACUGGAAGUACUCUAAAUAAUAGUAGUGCCAGUGGAAGUUUAAGUGGCGGAAGUCAGGGUUCCCCGCGGACAAAGAAAGCCUUUUCUACAAAGUUUCCCAAUGGUUUGCCAUUCGAAGAUGAAUUCUAUCGCCAGCGAUCGUUUUCACAUUCAUCCAGCAACUAUAGUCCGUAUAGCAGUGGUGCCCAACGUUCAAAUGUCAGAAUAGAUGAUGUUAAUAUGACACGAACGACCAAGUUCAAUGGCGGCGAUGAGGAUAUCGACGAAGACGAUUACCAUGACGACGCAGAUGAUGAUGAUGAGUUUACUCGAAAACCAUCGAACGAACCACUUUAUGUGGACUUUUCCAAACCGAUCAUACAACAACAACAACAACGAAAAAAGAAUGACAGCGAUACCAGUAGCAUUAGUAGCAGUUAUUAUCAGCGACAGCAGCGACAUCAGCAUUAUUUCGAAUCAACAGCUCGUGGCCAAGCCACACAAGCAUCUAGUCAUUUGCAUUAUACUCAUCAAAGACAGCAGCAGCAGCAACAACAACAAACUCAACAAUAUCGUACCAGUGGUUAUUUAUACAAUGGCAAAAAUGAAAGUAGUAGUUUUAGGACAACAGCGACAUCUACAACAACAGCAAGAAGAAUAGUCCGUGGAACGGGCUGCAGCGUGCAUGACAAUAUCAAUAACAAUGACUGUGCCAACAAUUAUUAUGGCGGUAGUAGUAGAAGGAAGACGGAUGUUUAUCGAGCGGUAGCAUCGUGGGUUCCAAAAUGUCCACAACAUCAUACAAAGACUACAACGACAACUUAUACUUCGUCGUAUAGCGAUCGCAACAAUAACAAUUAUUUACAGCCAAACAGCCGCAGAGACAUUUUGGAGCCCACGAACUGUGAGUAUAAGUAA